GCCCUGUAUCUGGCGGUGAGUUUAAAGCGUCCAAGUUGGAGGGCUGAGGAGAACCGGGCAGUUCCUUCAUGUUGUCCACGGAUUGUACCGACCGAACCGCGAGCGCUGACCCAGAGGAGAGGCCCACAGACAGCAUGCCCCUGCAGGAUCUGCCCUGCCUCAGCCUCCAGGGCUCCAUGUUGUCUCAUUGCAACAGGACCAACAAACGCAAGUCCAGAGGCUGCCUGAGUGAGGGCCUGGACACAGAGUGCACCCCCACAGAGCUCAUCCAGCAGUGGUCGCCCCGACACAAGCACCAGCGGCUCAUCAGCAAAGGGAAGGAGAACGACUGCAACCAUUUUGUCCUGGCCAGGAGGUCCAGGAGGAAGAAGGACUCCACGUCAGGUAUUUCAUGGGACCACUUACCGGACGAGCUGCUUCUCAAGAUCCUCUUCUACCUCCCUCUGCAGGACCUGCUCAGGAUGUCCACAGUCUGCAAGCGCUGGCACCGCUUAGCGUUUGACGAGUCUCUGUGGCACAGCGUGGAUCUGGAGGGGUUGACCCACAUGGGUGCGGCUCUGCAGCAGGUUCUGAAAACUGGGGUCCGCAGGCUGCGCUGCCCUCGCUCCUUCGUGGAGGAGCUGCACUUCACAGUCUCGGGCUCACUGCAGAUGGUCCAGAUGGAUCUGUCCAGCUCCAUCAUCCCCACCUCGGCUCUGGAGAGCAUCAUCUGUCAGUGCAGGUUGCUGGAGCAUCUGAGCCUGGAGGGUCUGCGGCUCUCAGACACCAUCAUCAACUCUCUGUCCAAGAACGUGAACCUGGUGCAGCUCAACCUGAGCGGCUGCUCCGGCUUCUCUGCUGCUGCUCUGGCUGACAUGCUCAGAUCCUGCUCCAGCAUAGAGCAGCUGAACAUAUCAUGGUGUGAAUUCAACAGUGAUCAUGUGAAGAGUGUCAUCAGUAACCUGAGCUCAGGUGUUACUCACCUCAACCUCAGCGGCUACAGGGAGAGCCUGAUGCUAGACGAUGUGAAGGUGCUGGUGGAGAGGUGUCCUCACAUUCAAACUCUAGAUUUAAGUGACAGCACUCAGCUGAUGGCCGACAGCUUCCCCGUCUUCGCACAACUCAAGAAUCUGCUGCACCUGUCCCUGAGCCGCUGCUAUCACAUUCACCUGGCUGCUCUCACGGACCUGGGGAAGACAUUGCCCACGCUGUGUCUCCUGGACGUCUUCGGCCUCGUACAAGACGGCCACCUGCCCUCCCUGAAGAAGGAGAUGCCUCGUGUCAGCAUCAACUCCAGACCUUUCUCCGGCGUGGCCCGGCCCACGCCCUCCAGCAGGCUCGUCGGUUUCCUCAACGACCGCACAAUGUGGAACAGGAAGUGUCGCCUGAGGUUCAGGCUGUAACCGCCACACCUCCCUCUGAGCUGAGUCCGUCUCUGUUGCGGCAGCGUCCCAGCACACAGAGGAGUCCAGCCUGAGGUGCAGUGAUGGAGCCAUGUUUCAGUUUCCUGCUGCUACUGAAGAAGCUUUUAGAGAUGUUGGCAUUGACGGUACUGAAGCCAAGUCCUGGACCAGGUCUUUAAGUACUGAACAUGCUCAUAGAGAAGUGUUCUUUAUUUUUUAGAGUCAAGUCAUUUGAAUGUUGCUCCAGUUCAUGUUGGAGUGUGUGAACAGAAUGUGUGUAAAUAUGUGGGACAGCUGAUUCCUGAUGUUUUAAUAUGAUGAUCAGCUGAGAUAAUGAGAAACAGCUGAUUUUAAUCAGUAGGUUUUUAUGUGAAAUGAUGUUUUAAUGAACCACAGUGUUCAACAGGAGCUGGUUUAUAUUGUUGUAAAUGAUCAGGAGCUGAACUGUGUCAGUGUUCCCCACUGAUCAUUAACCUGACCCUCAGCUAUACAGCAGCUGCUCAGCUGCUUUCAUAAUGAUCAGGGUUCACAAUGAUCAGUGUGGUUGAUGCUCAAGAUUAUCAUUUCAUUCCGACUGAACUUUAAUGUUUUACCUUGUAAACUGUUCAUUUCCUUCAAGUAAAA
Molecule: messenger RNA, 2006 nt
Organism: Seriola dumerili (greater amberjack)
Lineage: Eukaryota; Metazoa; Chordata; Actinopteri; Carangiformes; Carangidae
Gene: skp2
Product: S-phase kinase associated protein 2
Exons: 10
Coding region: 69-1382 (437 amino acids)
Biological process (GO): positive regulation of protein ubiquitination; SCF-dependent proteasomal ubiquitin-dependent protein catabolic process
Cellular component (GO): SCF ubiquitin ligase complex
Molecular function (GO): protein binding
Source: RefSeq, a predicted model, not a curated record